Molecule: messenger RNA, 7705 nt
Organism: Strigops habroptila (Kakapo)
Lineage: Eukaryota; Metazoa; Chordata; Aves; Psittaciformes; Psittacidae
Gene: CCDC171
Product: coiled-coil domain containing 171
Exons: 25
Coding region: 739-4422 (1227 amino acids)
Source: RefSeq, a predicted model, not a curated record
CGCCCCGCCCGCCGGGUCCGGGCACCGGCGUUGCCAGGGCCCUUCUGCGGGCGGAAGUCGUCGUUGCGGAGCUCCUGCGCGCGGUGCGGCGCGGCGGGGCGUGGCCGCGUCCUUCGCUGCGGGCCCCGGUAUUCGGGCGGGCUGCCGGCGGCCGCGCUGAGGUGGGACGGGGCUGGCCGCGGGGCUUCGGCGGGACACCGGCACCUCACGCACGGCUCGGGAGCGCCCGGUCCGCGUCCGGCGCCUCCGGGGUGGUGCUGCACGGCACGGCAGCGCACCGUCAGUCCCAUCCCAGCGGCGGGCGGGCCUUGAGGCUGCCCUGCUGGUCUCCGUGGGGCUGGAGGCGUUCGGUGGACGGCGGAGCUCGGUGCUGCUGGGCGGUUUCGGGUGCCUGUGAGGGGCGUGCUGAAGCCCUGUCCCGAUUCCCUGCAGCUGUCGUCUCGGCCUGCCGGACAGACCGUCUGAGCCGCGGGUACGACGUGCGCCCGGUCCUGUGACACCUGUGGUUUAGCGCAGUGAAGUGAUGCUGCUGCUGCUGCUUGAAUCUCAGCUUGCAUAAAAUUUUUAAGCCACGUUAAUGAAAAUCUAGUCAUUCUUUGAGCUGAAACACUGCUGGUUUUAAUGGUUUUAUCGUACGGAAAAGAGUAAUCUUUGAAGCUUGUUAAGUGAGAGUAUAUAUUGUUGAAGAUGAUGUUCCAUCUUCAGAGUUCAUAAACUCAAAGCUGCAUAUUGGAUGUCAUGAGUUUGUCCUCUCCAGUCAGCUAUGCUGUCAUGGAAGCUACAUGCUUACAUAGUGCCAACUGUGAGUCACAAUUACUACAAAACAGCAAUGAAUCAGAAGUGUACACUGCUGAAGAUCUGAGAAGGAAACUCUGUCAAGCUAGAAAAGAAAAAUUAGACUUAACCAUUAAACACAAUCAAGAACUGUCCAACUAUGAAAGCCAGAUAGUCAAAUUACGAUCAGAAAUUGAGAAAGGAGAAGCUGUUCGACAGCAUCUGGAGUAUGAAUUGGCAAUUGCCAGAAAAGAUGGUCGUCUGAAAAUGUAUGCUGUAGAAGAGGAGUUAAGUGAUGCAAAAACCAAACUUGUGGAACUGCAAAUAUUAAAUGAAAAACUUCAGCAGAAAGUGGCAGAGACUGAGAAAACAUUUCAUAUUGCUCAGCAGAAGUGGAAAGAAGAACAGCAAAGACAUGCAAGUGAAAAGAAUGAUAUCCGUAGAACUUGCAAGGACGAAUAUGAAUUACUUCUCAAGGAAAGAACCAAACUAGAAAGCUUUUUGCAGGAGCAAAACAAUGCGUUGCAAAAUAUACGUAAGAAAAUGAAAGAUGUGGAGGUGGAACACAAUGGCUGUACGGAGCUGCUGAGGCGCCAGGCCAAUCAGCUUGAAUACAGUGCUGAACAAGAGGAGCGACUGAAGAAAGAACUCGAAACAGCUACAGUGAGAAUAAAGAAACUGGAAGAAAAUGUUGAAGCAGAGAGAGCAGCACAUUUGGAAUCCAAAUUCAAUUCAGAGAUCAUCCAGUUAAGAAUUCGAGACCUUGAAGGAGCUUUGCAGGUGGAAAAAGCCAGCCAAGCAGAAGCUCUUUCGGAUUUGGAAAUGGUCAAGAAAGAGUUUAAAGAGGUAGAAAAUGCAUAUGAGAGAGAAAAACGCAAUGCCCAAGAGAACCUGGAAAAACUCAAUGUAUUAGAAAGAGAGUGUAUCUCCGCAAACAAGCACAUGAAUGAGAAGAUUGAGGAGAAGAAGAAGAUAAUUAAAGACCUCUCUGAGAGACUAGGGAAUAAUGAAAAAACCCACAGAGAAUUGCAGGAGGAACUUGCAAUGGCCAAGAAACACCAGGUCUUUCUAACAGAGACGUAUGAAAGCAACAUCAGAGAGCUGGAGUUACUCUUGGACAGCUUUGCUAUGUCAGGCCAGCGGACAGCAGGCAUUUGUGAGGACAAAGAUAAACCUUCAAGCCUCUCUGUCCUUGAGACUUUGAGGUGUACGUUGACAGCUUACCAGAACAAGCUGGAAGAUACAUCUAAUGAGCUUGGGAAAAUGGAGGCUUUGUGUGAAAAGAUGACGAAAGAACUUGAGAUAUCCAAAGAGAAAAUGUGUGCUUUAAGUGAAGAGUUUAAGGAAGCUCAGGAUAAUCUAGCUGAUGCCAAUAAAGAGUUAAAUCAUUUGCACACUAAGUGUGCAGACAGAGAGACUUUAAUAGGAACUUUAAAAAUUGAACUACUGAAUGUACGGCAAUGCUGGGAGAAGGAGAAAGUACGUGUCACAGAAUCUGAAAAUGAAAUCCAGAAGCUUACCAGGGCUUACCAGAAGGAUGUGGAGGAGAAGCUAACCUUCCUCCAUAGCUUAUAUCAGCGUUUGGUAGCAGGCUGUGUGCUUAUAAAACAACCAGAAGGCAUCCUAGAUAGAUUCUCUUGGUCUGAGCUUUGUGCAGUCUUGCAGGAGAAUGUUGAUGCCCUGAUCUUAGACCUCAACGGGGCUAAUGAGAAGAUAUCUCACCUAGAAUGUAUUUGUAAGAGCAAGUCUGAUACUGUGAAGGAGCUUCAGCAGAGCCAGGAAGAUGCUUUUAGCGAAAUGGCUGAACAGAUGAAAGCACAGGAAAGCUGUUGGCAGAAACAAAAAACAUAUCUGGAACAGCAGUACUCUGGUCUCCUUGGGGAAGUUCAUGCAAGGGCACAGGAAUACCAAAAAACAGCAGAGAAAAACAAGGAAAAAAUUUAUGUCCUUGAAAGAAGACGGGAUAAAUUGGCCCUUGAAAAUGUUUCUGUGAAAAAUAUGUUAACACAGGUUCAGAAGGAGCAUUCAUCUCUCCUGGCAGCCUGUGCACUAUUGGCAGGUGCCCUGUAUCCUCUCUAUGGCCGAUCAUGUGCUAUGUCUUCCCAGAGGGACCUUCUCCAGGAUCAGGUCAACAUUUAUGAAUUAGUGAACCAGGAGAUUAGGACCCUAGUUCAUGCACUCUCUGAUGUAGAGGAAGACAGUCAAGAUGAUGCAAAACUAAAGAAAAGAAAGCUCAAAGGCUUGAUUCAUGUAUUUCGAAGAGGUGUGAUUGCAGUUUUGGCAGCUAACAGAUUUAAAGUUUUAGCCCAGUCUUCUAGUUCUCUCUUCUCCUGGGCAGACGGCUUCAAAGAAGGGAUUGGAAUUCUAGUUUGUAUAGGAGAAUCCAAAGGCAAGCAUAACGUGUCAAGUCGUGAAGAGGAGCAAAUUCACUCUGUUGAAGCAUUCAGCUGGUUUACUAGUUCUAACCUCCUUGCUGCAAUAAUAAGUUCUGUCACCGAAUUACAGGAUGUUGUUAACACAACAGAUCCAAAGCCCUGGCUUUCGGAACACUUACUUGUAAAUGCAGCCAGGAACUCCUUUUCAAAACUUAUGGACAAGCUGAAUGUAAUAAUGGAGACUGUUCCAUUAGACAGCAGAAGGAGCAUUACUUACCUGGAGAAAAACUCCUUGGUACAGAGGCUGGCUCAUGGACUUCAUAAAAUAAAUACCCAGGCCCUGGAAGCUGGAUUGUGUGACAGACUACCCAUUAUGAAAAGUAUAGCAUCCUUGCAAAAGCAGAUAUUUGAAUUUACACAAAGACUUCAUACAGCAGAGGUGGAACGCCGUUCACUGCGCCUAAAACUUGCAGAAUUUAAAUGGAAUUUCAGUGAGAUGAAAAAAGAAGCUGAAAAAGCCCAGAGCCUGCAAAAGCAAUUAAAUAUGUUUAAGCAAUCUAAAUUGAUCACCCAUGAGAGGUUUGAAAGUGCAUGUGAAGAAUUAAAUAAUGCAUUACAUCGGGAGCAUCAGGCACAAGUGCUUUUGAAUGAACAGGCGCAACAGCUACAGGAGUUAAAUAAUAAACUAGAAUUGCACUCCAGUGAAGAAGCAGAUAAAAACCAAGUCUUAAGUGAAACUGUAAAGAGACUCUCCGAGGCAAAGAUGGAGCUGAGAAGAAAAGAUCAAUCUCUGCAUCAGCUCAAUAGACUUCUUACCCAGCUGGAGCAGGACAAGCGUCGACUGAAAGAGAGCAUCCGUGAUGCAGAGAGUGCCCUCUGCAUGGCAGCGAAAGACAAAGAAUUGAUUAUUAGUCAAAUGAAAUCUGUGGAAGCCACUCUUCGUAAGGUCAGAGAUCAGACCUUGCUGUCACGGACUGCGGCAACCAGGAAUGACUUCACCCUGCAGCUACCCAAACUGCACCUAGAGACCUUUGCAGUGGAAGGGCUGAAGGGCAGGCCAGAGGUUGUGGCAUUUCAGGCCAUGGUUAUAAGUUUUAUGGAUGUCUACCAACUUGCAAGUUCCAGAAUUGACAUGUUGCUGAGAGAAACAGCAUCUCAUCAGCUUCACAUUGCAGCCCCAAAGUCCAAGAGCCAAACAGCUUGUCUUCAUGAAAAUGAGAACCUGCAAUUGGAAUCAAAAGGGAGUUCAAACAUAACCAUGGCUUCAAGCUAGGAAUUCAGCCUGGCCAGAGCUGUAUCCCAGAUAUUUUGGCAUUGCAAGCUGAACCUGACACAUGCUGCAGUUUUAUGCACAAUAGAGCCAGUUUUCAGUCUUCAGUCUAUUCCUUCAGCCUGAAUGUCACAUCCAGUCCCAAAAGAACAAUGGAAAAUGGAUUUUCAGAUUCUUUGUAUUAAUAAUCUUUUAGAAGGAAAAAAUUGCAUUAAUGUAAAAUGAUGCAAUUAAAGUGCAAUUUUGUUGCUACCUUUGAAUUGUAGUUCAGUGUAUGUAUUUUUUGACAUUAAUUUUACGUUUCUAUGAAAAUGUGCUUUCAUAUGUUCACAUUUCUGUGCUUCUCAUUCUUUGCAUACCAAAACAGUUAUUUUUUUUUAACUUUUAUUUAUUGCAGUUGUUCAUUUUUUAUGUAGUAUAUUUUUAAAUGUUAAAGAAUGACACAUUUUGUGUAAUUUUCUUCAGUCUUUAAAAAAAAAAUCAAUAAGCCAUUUUAGUCUCUAUCUAUCAAAGUUGUUUCAUACUUGUCUAUUUUAAAGCAGGACUGCAAUACUUUAAUAGGAUUGAGAGAGCUAUUUGAAAUGUAUGCCAAUGAUUCCUGUCAUUUCAUGGCAGCCCUGCCAUGGUUCACUGAGCCCCCUCUUUUCUCUUGUCAGCUCAACUGAAGACAAGCAUUUAGUUGCAAACUUUAAGCAGGUUGUGCAAAACAGAAAUGAUGUGACUGCUUCUCUUCCUGCACAAUAAUGUCACUGCUGGUCAAUGUGAGAAGGUCAGGUUGCUCCUUGUAAAGCUACAUGAUACCACUUGCCUAUUUGAACAAGUUAAGUUAACUGCUGAAUCUGGUCCCUGCAGGCGCUGAAAACUCACCCUUUUAUCAAGUCUGCAUUUCAUCAGAAAGAAGAACAAUUGUGCAGGGAGGAUUUCUGAUGAUAUGUUUAUGUACUUUAUAAGGACAGUUCCCAAACCAGUGUUGCAGGUAAUAUAUUUAGUUUAAGCUGAAAGACUUUAAAGUAAUGGCUGUUUUGACCUUCAAAUAGACUCUUUUUUUGUUGUUGUUGGUAGGACCCAAGAGUGACGCCCAUCUUUGAUGCUGACAGAAUUUAAAGCAAGGCCAUUGCCCUGCAUUUUCUGCCUUGUAGCACACAAAAGUAAAAUUGUAUGUCAGGCCGAGAUGUCGGGGAGCUGACAAGAUGCCCCAGUGACAUUUCAGCUGGAAAGAGCAAGUGUCUUGCAACCAAGUGGUCAAAUAUCAAAUAAUAGGUCAAGCAGGAAGGAGCUGAGUUCUAACCACAGAGAGGUUUCUGGUAACUUACUUGACAAGCUUUUGGGCGCUUUGUGGCUUGACAAAGUGAUGUUCUGUUGGGUAUCGCUAGACAGACUGUUCUUUAUUGCCUUCAGAAGAUCAGACAUUGACAUUGAUUAAACUCUUUAACCCUUAAAGGUUAAAUCCUAGCAGUUUCAUCAUUGUGAAUGAAGAACAAAAGAAAAUUUGUAAUAUACCAUUUGUUUUCAUAUUAAUCACUGAACUCCCUAGUGCUAAUAACUUUUAACGUGCAAUGUAGUUUUUGACAAAAAGAUUGAAUGCAAAAUCUAUAUAAUAGAUUGUUGCUCAUUAUGGGCCAGUGAUACAUUAGAAAAAUAAUAUUAUGCAUUAUGGAAUUUGUAAUUUCUUCUAAUAUGUCAAAUGUAGGAUUUGAUUUUAAAGCCUCCUGACUACUACUGAAAUUCCAUUCUGGAUGGAAAACAAUAUUUGCAUAGAUAAUACACCACUUAAAAUGCCAAAGUCUUCCAAAUACCAGGUACCAGAAAAGCCAGAAUAAAUCUCAAAGUUACAACAUCUUUAAUCUUUGAUUAAAGUUAGCAUCAAGCUUUCAGGUAUUCCCCUAUUGCACAAGUCGAUUGCUCACAGCCAUGAUGCGCAUGUGUGUACGUAUACUAAUACAGACACAUGCAAAAACAAAUAACAAAUCCUGCAGAACUAAGAGUUGGCUGAUAGAGGAAGAACACUCCUUUUCUCUAUGAUGAUGUAUUUAGUCUUGAAUACUUAAGAAAGAAGUUUCAUUUCCCUCCAAAAGUCUUGGCUCCCUUCUUCCCUGACAGUGACUGACUGUUCCUGGUAAAGGCACUGCAAGACUGUAUUCUGCUCUUUCAAAUACAGCAUUGAAGAUCUGUUAUAUUUGUAUGAAGAAUGAAAGAAUAUAUAUUACCAAGCAUUUUUCUCUCUACUAUGUAUAGAAGCAUGUAUGUGCUUCACUUAUUAAAAUAUGUUCUCAUGGUCCUCUGUAUUUUGAGAAAGAAAAUGCCUAUUCUUUGCUACAUGACCUCAAACUACUGAAGAAAUUUUGCAGCAUAUCUAUCCCUUUCUCAUCAUUGCCGUACAUGUAGUAUUGUACAUGCAGAGAUGGAAGAAUGAUUUCUUUCUGAAAUGUUUUCCUUUUUGAAAUCAGUAUCUUAUAAAGACUAUGACUGAUCUGCUCCAGUUACUCCAGUUACUGCUCCAAGCACAGGUUCAUGUAAUUUCACAGGGGCCAUAGCAGUGGCAAACUGAAUGUAGUUAAUAGGAAUAAUCUAGUAAGCUAUCACUUCCUACAAGAACUAGCUUAUAUGUUUUCAUUGAAAGGAGAACAUCUAACUCAUUUACUCCAUUUAAAUAUUGGCCAGCUCUGAGUUACAGACUAUUUUUUUGCACCCACUUUGAAGAGACUUUGAAAUAUCUUUUGUUUGGAUGUCAGAUGUCCCAUUUGUAAAGGAAAACUCCUCUUUCUCAUGUUGUGAAGAAGUUGUUGAGUAGUAAACCAGAUCAUCAUUAGUCAAAUACUCCUGUGUUGCUGUUCCAGGCAUCUGAUAAAUUGAAGUUUGUGAUAAAUUCCAAAUGAAUAGGAGAAAUACAGCUGUCAAAAUUCUCUGUUAGUAGUUUACAAAUGAUUGCACCAAAGCAUUUCUUUUCCUUUUUGGGGACACAAUAAAAAUCAUGCUUGUGUAGAAUGUGGCAACACAGUAACAGUAGCUGCCAAAAGAGCAUCCUGACUGUUUUAUAUGAUCUUGUCUUUCUGGCUUGCUUCAAAAAUUGCUGAGCUUGAGACCUUGAUCCUGACUUUUGGAGCUUUUCAUGAGUUGGGCCUGGGAUUUCAAGAGGACUGCUUCUACUUGGGUAACCUCAGCUCGAUCAACAACAUGGCUCCAUGAGAACAAUCAAACAGUUUCCUUAGAAGAAAGCCCAUGAUUAGUGGGACUAGAAUAUUGUCCGUGGUUUUUAAAUGUGGUACAAUAAAUAAUUGGUCACAGA